Molecule: messenger RNA, 2520 nt
Organism: Penicillium angulare
Lineage: Eukaryota; Fungi; Ascomycota; Eurotiomycetes; Eurotiales; Aspergillaceae
Product: putative DNA ligase I
Exons: 1
Coding region: 1-2520 (839 amino acids)
Biological process (GO): DNA biosynthetic process; mitochondrial DNA repair; DNA recombination
Cellular component (GO): DNA ligase III-XRCC1 complex
Molecular function (GO): ATP binding; DNA binding; DNA ligase (ATP) activity
Source: RefSeq, a predicted model, not a curated record
AUGCCUAGUCCAGCGAAAAAGCGAAAGCAAAAUGGUAAUGAUUCGUCACCGCAAAAAGUGCGCAGUAUUUCUUCCUUUUUUCAAGGACAAACAGCUAGGCAGCCCCAGCUAGCGCCCGACGUCACAGAACAGACUCUCUCGGAUGAAGCUUUGGCACGAAAACUUCAAGCCGAAUGGGAUCAAGAAGAGAAUGGACAAUCCUCUAAUUCUACAGCCAACGAAUCUGCAGCUACAGUAGCAGAGCCAGAGCAAAACGAAGCUCCGUUGGUCCCUUCGGUAGCUCCAGAUACAGCACCUGUAUCCUCUAUCGCACCCAAAAAGAAUACGCUAUCAUUACAGUCAUCUUCCGGAACAGAAGACACAGUAUCCUUUACUGUGCCAUUUGAUCAAAGCCCUCAAACUUUUGAUGCGAGCAAAUAUGCAGCCGAAUUGCGACCGCAUUGGGCUUCAGAGGGCGGCGAUGCUACCUACGCACUACUUACAAGAGCCUUCGUCCUAGCCAACUCAACAACAAGCCGAAUUAAAAUCGUCGACACACUAGUUAAUUUUCUUCGGGUUUUGAUAGUAGGCGACCCGACUAGUGUCCUUCCUGCUGUCUGGCUAGCUACAAAUUCUAUAUCCCCACCAUAUGAUGAGCUAGAGCUGGGACUCGGUGGCUCAUCCAUCUCGAAGGCUCUGAAGAAAAUAUACGGCUUAGACGGUCAAGGUCUCAAAACACUUUAUGAUCGCCACGGCGAUGCAGGAGACGUCGCGUUCGAAGCUAAGAAGCGCCAGGCUUUUACGCUGAUGAAACCCAAGCCCCUUAAAAUCAAAGGUGUCUAUCAAUCUCUUCUCAAAAUUGCCACGAGCAAAGGUACCGGAAGCCAAGAGACAAAACAGCGCAUUGUCGAGAAAUUGUUACAGGAUACUCGUGGCGCAGAAGAGAGUAGAUAUAUUGUCCGAACUCUAGUACAAAACCUACGCAUCGGUGCCGUGAAGACGACCAUGCUCAUUGCUCUUGCGCGUGCAUUUCUCUAUUCAAAGCCCGCUGGAGCUGAAUUUACGAUUCGCCCUCAACAUGAAUUUGCGCGUCUGAAAAAAGACGAGCUUACAGAAAUAUACACAAGUGCCGAGGAAAUCGUCAAAGCUUCCUAUGCCAGACAUCCAAGCUACAAUGAUCUCAUCCCAUGUCUUUUAGAGAUCGGCGUAGCUGAAGAGCUCCUCAUCAGAUGUGGACUAAUGUUACAUAUUCCACUCCGGCCAAUGCUGGGUAGUAUCACGCGCGACCUCUCAGAUAUGUUGACAAAACUACAAGGACGUGAUUUCAGCUGCGAAUACAAAUACGACGGACAACGAGCACAAGUACAUUGCGACGAAAAAGGCAAGGUGUCAAUCUUCUCUCGACACCUCGAACUCAUGACUGAAAAAUAUCCCGAUCUUGUGUCUCUCGUCCCCCAGAUUCGAGGCGAAGGCGUCUCAAGCUUUAUUCUCGAGGGAGAAGUAGUCGCUGUAGACCGUGACACGGGCGACCUACAACCAUUCCAAACUCUGACGAACAGGGCAAAGAAAAACGUCGAGAUCGGAGCGAUAAAAGUCACUGUUUGUCUUUUCUCAUUCGAUCUAAUGUAUCUCAACGGCGAGCCACUUUUAGAUCGCCCCUUCCGUGAACGCAGAGAGCUUCUCCGAAGCCUAUUCAUCGAGAUCCCAAACAAAUUUACCUGGGUCAAGAGUUUAGACGCGACAUCUGCCGAUUCAGAAAGCGUUCUUGAAUUCUUCAAAAGUGCCACCGACAUAAAAUGCGAAGGUAUAAUGGUUAAAGUUCUCGACAACACAAAUAAUAAAACCACAACCCAACCUGAUUCCAAUAUCCUGAAUGAAGACACCAACGCCGAAACAGAAAUUACAUCCACAAACUCCAAAGAGAAAGAAAAACCCACCCGCCGCAAACCCCUCCUAUCAACCUAUGAGCCUGACAAACGACUCGAAUCCUGGCUAAAAGUCAAAAAAGACUACUCCACCACCUCCGACACCCUCGAUCUAAUCCCCAUAGCAGCCUGGCACGGCCAAGGCCGAAAAGCAAAAUGGUGGUCCCCCAUUCUCCUCGCAGUUCGGAACCCGGAAACCGGCGCCCUAGAAGCCGUAACAAAAUGCAUGUCCGGGUUCACUGAUAAAUUCUACGCCUCCAAUAAAGAGAAAUACAGUGAGGGUAGUACGAAUGUUAUUUCGAGACCUGCUUAUGUGGAGUAUUUUGGAGAGCCGGAUGUUUGGUUUGAGCCGUUGGAGGUGUGGGAGAUGGCUUUUGCGGAUAUAACGCUUAGUCCUACUUAUACUGCUGCUAUUGGGCUUGUUAGUGAGGAGAGGGGUGUUAGUUUGAGGUUUCCGAGGUUUUUGAAGGUUAGGGAGGAUAAGGGGAUUGAUGAGGCUAGUACUUCGGAUUAUUUGGCUUUUUUGUGGAGGAAGCAGGUUGAGAGGGCUAGGGUUGAGGGGGAUGGGAAGGCAGAGAAAGAGGAAGAGGCGGAGUUGGGUUGGGCGGAGGAUUGA